Molecule: messenger RNA, 2807 nt
Organism: Pelobates fuscus (common spadefoot toad)
Lineage: Eukaryota; Metazoa; Chordata; Amphibia; Anura; Pelobatidae
Gene: SV2C
Product: synaptic vesicle glycoprotein 2C
Exons: 13
Coding region: 395-2572 (725 amino acids)
Biological process (GO): transmembrane transport; chemical synaptic transmission
Cellular component (GO): synaptic vesicle membrane
Molecular function (GO): transmembrane transporter activity
Source: RefSeq, a predicted model, not a curated record
CUCCCCAUGUCGGUGGCUGUGUGUGUGUGUGUGUGUUUCUGUGUGUGUGUGAUUGAAAGACUUUCUUUCUCUCUUUAGCUUUUCCCAUUCAGCACUGCAGCAGAAUUGAACUGCAGAGUGAGAUCCUCCCAAUGUGAUAGCCCUUCCUUACUGGCCCUUCAGCACUAAUAUGCGGACAGCUCCCUUGCACUGAGUUCUGCUGCUGGCUGAUGAGCCCAGGGGAGGCAACUGUACAGAGGUGGUGGGAUUUACCAAGACUUACUCCAACAGUGGGCAGCCCAGGAGGAGAGAUGCGUUCUUGAGUAUUUGCUACAUUAUACACUGCAUAGAAGAGGUACUUAAUCCACCAAAAAAGCAAGACAGCUGAUCGUAAAUUUUUGGGCAAUUGUAUACAAUGGAAGACUCCUACCGAGACAGGACUUCACUAGUGAAAGGGGCUAAAGAUAUUGCUAAGGAAGCAAGGAGGCAUACUUCAAAAAGUUCACACAGAGCAGUAGAUGUAGAUCAUGAUGGAUACACGCACAGAUCCCACAAUCAAUACCCUGAUGAAGAAAGAGACAUACAAUACUCACAUGGGAACUAUAACGAAGAAGCAAAUGAGGAUGAAGGCUCUAGUGAUGCCACUGAAGGACAUGAUGAAGAUGAUGAGAUGUAUGAAGGAGAGUAUCAAGGAAUUCCAGGAAUGGGCCAAGGUAAAGAAGGUAUGGUUGCUUUAGGUCAGCCAGUCCCUGAUGAAUAUAAAGACCGUCAUGAGUUAGAAAGUGAAAGAAAAGCUGAUGAAGAAGAACUGGCCCAACAGUAUGAACUAAUUAUACAAGAAUGUGGACACGGCCGUUUUCAAUGGACUCUCUUCUUCGUCCUUGGAAUGGCAUUAAUGGCUGAUGGUGUAGAAGUGUUUGUGGUUGGAUUUGUGUUGCCCAGUGCGGAGACUGAUAUGUGCAUUCCUAAUUCUGGUUCAGGAUGGCUUGGCAGUAUAGUGUACCUGGGGAUGAUGGUUGGUGCGUUCUUCUGGGGAGGACUAGCUGACAAAGUAGGAAGAAAGCAAUCCCUUCUGAUUUGUAUGUCCGUCAACGGAUUCUUCGCCUUCCUGUCCUCGUUCGUUCAGGGAUAUGGACUAUUUCUUGUUUGCCGUUUACUUUCAGGAUUUGGAAUUGGAGGAGCCCUGCCAACUGCGUUCUCCUACUUUUCUGAAGUUCUCGCACGGGAGAAACGCGGAGAACAUUUAAGUUGGCUAUGCAUGUUUUGGAUGAUUGGUGGAAUCUAUGCAUCGGCCAUGGCGUGGGCUAUAAUUCCACAUUAUGGAUGGAGUUUCAGUAUGGGAUCUGCCUAUCAGUUUCAUAGCUGGAGGGUGUUUGUCAUUGUCUGUGCCCUGCCUUGUGUUUCUGCCGUAGUCGCUCUCACCUUCAUGCCAGAAAGCCCACGGUUCCUACUAGAGGUUGGAAAGCAUGACGAAGCUUGGAUGAUCCUGAAACAGAUUCAUGACACAAACAUGAGAGCUCGAGGUCAGCCAGAAAAAGUCUUUACGGUUCAAAGAAUCAAGACUCCAAAACAAAUAGACGAGCUAAUAGAAAUUGAAUCAGACACAGGCACUUGGUAUCGAAGGGGCUUUGUCAGAGUUCGCACUGAGUUAUAUAGUAUUUGGUUAACGUUUCAGAAGUGCUUUGAUUAUCCUGUCAAAGACAACACAAUCAAGCUUACAGUGGUGUGGCUCACUCUGUCAUUCGGGUAUUACGGACUGUCAGUCUGGUUCUCUGAUGUUAUUAGACAUCUCCAGGAAGACGAAUACGCCUUAAGGGUGAAAAAUUUCAACGGCCAAAAUAUCUCCAACUACGUCUUCAACUUCACAUUGGAAAAUCAGAACCAUAAAAAUGGGGAGUUUGUCAAUGACAGGUUCAUCUCGAUGAAGUUUAAAUCUGUAGUCUUCCAAGACUCUUGGUUUGAAAGGUGUUACUUUGAAGACGUUACAUCACUGAACACAUACUUUAGAAACUGUACAUUCAUCGAUUCUCACUUUGUCAAUACAGAUCUCGAGAAGUAUAAGUUCACUGACAGCAGGUUGGAGAAUUGCACGAUUGAGCAUUCUAAAGUCGGGUGUCAGAUUACUUUUGAUGACGACUACAGUGCCUACUGGAUCUACUUCGUAAAUUUCUUGGGGACGUUGGCAGUUCUUCCAGGAAACAUUGUCUCUGCUCUUCUAAUGGAUAAGAUUGGGAGAUUAACAAUGUUAGGAGGUUCCAUGGUGCUCUCUGGGAUCAGCUGUUUCCUGCUGUGGUUUGGUACCAGCGAGUCAAUGAUGGUUGGCAUGUUAUGUGUUUACAAUGGCCUUACUAUUUCUGCGUGGAAUUCCUUGGAUGUGGUUACCGUGGAACUCUACUCCACCGACAAAAGGGCAACAGGUUUUGGUUUCUUGAAUGCUCUAUGCAAAGCAGCGGCUGUCCUUGGAAACUUGAUAUUUGGUUCCCUUGUGGGAAUCACCAAAGCUAUUCCAAUCCUGUUGGCCUCCACCGUUCUUGUAUGUGGCGGUCUGGUAGGACUUCGACUUCCUGACACAAGAAACCAAGUCUUGAUGUAAAUGGAAACAAAAGCCAUUGAUGAUACCUAUUUUGUUUUUCCUGCAAAAAUCCUGAUAGUUUCAUCAAAAAAAACCAUGCCAACAUUAAAAAACAAAAAUCAAAACAUAGAUGUUCUUCUCACUGUGGUAUAUGUUUAGACCUUACGCCUGUUAAUGUUGUACUGUUUAGUUUUUUUGUUUUUCAAUACUUUUUGUUUUAAACGUUUCAAUCAACCAUUGUCGAGCAAUGUUUUUU